ACAUGCCACCACAGUCUAUCGGCGAUUGUCGUGCGAUUCUUCUGGACAAUUUGACAAAAAGUCUUGUUAUAUGUAUAUAUAUGAAAGUAAAAUCAAUUAUAAAAUUCCAAGUGUCAUAUUAACUCAAUGAUUCGGAAUCGCUUAUUAAAUUGCAAACGAGUGGACCAAUAAUGAGUUCGCGAAGACCAGGUGCUGGGCCCACGCUGAAUUUUAAAGCUGUGCUGCUGGGCGAAGGCUGUGUGGGCAAAACUUCUCUAGUAUUGAGAUACAUGGAGGACAGAUUCAAUACACAGCAUCUAAGCACGCUGCAGGCGUCCUUCGUGACUAAAAAAGUGAUGCUGCCAGAUGAGCGACGCGCACAGCUUAACAUAUGGGACACGGCCGGCCAAGAGCGUUUCCAUGCCUUAGGACCCAUUUACUAUAGGGGUUCGGAUGGCGCCUUGCUGGUGUAUGAUAUCACCGAUCAGGACUCAUUCCAAAAAGUCAAGUCAUGGGUGCGCGAACUGAAGCAGAUGCGCGGAAGCGAAAUUGCUCUGAUUAUAGUGGGCAACAAGACUGACCUAGAGGACCAGCGAGCCAUCAGCUAUGAGACGGCGCUGCGCUAUGCGCAAACGGUUGGUGCACAUUAUGUAGAAACGUCCGCUAAGGAAAACGACGGCGUAAACGAGCUGUUCGAGCUGCUUACCCGACUGAUGGUCGAGCAUCACGGCAGUAAGCAGCAAAACGAUACCAAUGCAUUGCGUCUACAAAACUCGAUCUCGGAUGACGGAGUCGAGGCGGAUCAGGAUGAAAAUGGUCACACCAACGCCGGCGUGCAGCGCUCUUGUUGCGGCAUCUAGACUGCCUGGCAGUCGUCCAUUGUGAUAAUACAUAUGUACUAUUAGAACUAUAAUCAAUGUGUAUUUGUAAAUAAUACGUGUAUGUAUGUAUGUACCCAUCAUACCACAUGGAACCAUGUACGGUGUGUGCUAGCAUGUGCAUAUAAGCAUGAUUCUGUUAUUAGUUACCCGUUUUGAAUAGCGAACAUCCAAAAAUUUGUCCAGUAUUUCUAUUUAAUUUUCUGU
Messenger RNA from Drosophila hydei, 1064 nucleotides. It is a transcript of the gene Rab21, whose product is annotated as ras-related protein Rab-21. The record is from RefSeq and is a predicted model, not a curated record. The transcript has 2 exons. Gene Ontology annotation, biological process: Rab protein signal transduction. Gene Ontology annotation, molecular function: GTP binding; GTPase activity. Lineage: Eukaryota; Metazoa; Arthropoda; Insecta; Diptera; Drosophilidae. Bases 171 to 839 code for a protein of 222 amino acids.